Messenger RNA from Acanthocheilonema viteae, 1185 nucleotides. The record is from the annotation of a GenBank genome assembly. Lineage: Eukaryota; Metazoa; Nematoda; Chromadorea; Rhabditida; Onchocercidae.
AUGCCAUUAUUAUUAUUCUCUCUUCUAUUCAUACUAAUUUUUCAAUUGAAUUACAUAACAGCUAUACCGAUUGAUAAUGGUGUUGAAGGUGAGCCUGAAAUAGAAUGUGGCUCUGCUAUUUUGACAAUUAAUUUUAAUACAAGAAAUAAAUUUGAAGGUCAUGUAUACGUAAAAGGUCUUUAUGAUCAUGAAGAAUGUCGUUCAGAUAGUAGCGGACGACAGGUAGCUGGAAUUGAAUUACCGAUUGAUUCGUGUAAUGUUGAACGAUCACGAUCGUUAAAUCCUCGAGGUGUUUUUGUAACAACUGUAAUUGUUAUAACAUUUCAUCCAAAAUUCAUUACCAAAAUAGAUCGAGCAUAUCGUAUACAAUGUUUUUAUAUGGAAGCUGAUAAGACUGUUAGCACACAAAUUGAAGUAUCCGAAAUGACUACAGCAUUCCAGACACAGGUGGUACCAAUGCCUGUAUGUCGAUAUGAGAUUCUGGAAGAUGGACCAUCUGGUGCACCUGUCCGAUAUGCAAUGAUCGGUGAUCAUGUAUAUCAUAAAUGGACUUGUGAUUCGGAAACUACCGAUACAUUCUGUGCAUUAGUGCAUUCCUGUACUGUUGAUGAUGGAAAAGGUGAUACGGUACAAAUUUUGGAUCAAGAUGGUUGUGCAUUGGAUAAAUAUUUACUCAAUAAUUUAGAAUAUCCCACAGAUUUAAUGGCCGGUCAAGAAGCUCAUGUUUAUAAAUAUGCUGAUCGAUCAGAGCUUUACUAUCAAUGUCAGAUUAGCAUAACAAUUAAAGAGCCAAAUAAUAACUGUCCACGACCACAAUGCUCAGAACCACAAGGAUUUGGUGCAGUAAAAUCAGCUGCUGCACCAUCACCAGAAGCUUCUCCGCUUUCUCCACAAAAUAUACGAUUGCUCAGGAAAAGAUCGGUUAAUUAUGACAAUACGGUGGAUGUUAGUGUUGGUUUUAGCGCGAUUGAUAUAAGUGAAAAGGAUUCAAAUUUAUUACAUUAUGAUCGAUUACUAGCGGUAACAAAUCAAUCAAUUAUACCAAUACAUCAUCGAUUCAAUGGUACUCUUUGCAUUGCAUCACAUGACAUUUUACUUAUCAUCUUGUUUGGUGCUAUAUUAACUAUUGCUUCUUCGCUUCUCAUUGCUUUUAUCAUGUAUGCCAGUAAAAGUUCGAAAUUAUAA